This is a messenger RNA of Naumovozyma dairenensis CBS 421, 669 nucleotides long. RefSeq names its product glutathione-disulfide reductase GRX7 (gene GRX7). The coding region runs from base 1 to 669 and encodes 222 amino acids. The transcript has a single exon. Lineage: Eukaryota; Fungi; Ascomycota; Saccharomycetes; Saccharomycetales; Saccharomycetaceae. Gene Ontology annotation, biological process: cellular response to oxidative stress. Gene Ontology annotation, molecular function: glutathione disulfide oxidoreductase activity. Gene Ontology annotation, cellular component: fungal-type vacuole; cytoplasm; Golgi lumen. The record is from RefSeq and is a predicted model, not a curated record.
AUGGCUGUCGUAUUAAAUAAAAGAAACAUUAGAGUAUUGAUCACUACAUGUGUUCUUAUAGUCAUUGGUGUCUUUGUAUUCCAAAAUGCGAAUGCUUCCACUUACACAUCUUCUAAAGCUUUGAAAUCAACUAUCACUGAUACUAAUUCCAUCGUACAAGCUCAUGGUGAAGAUGAAAACAUUCCUGCUUUGAAAAAUGUGGACAAUAGUCCGGUAUCAACUGAAAUCACCUCUGAAGAAGACAGUAAGAUCAAUGCUGAUUCCUCAAUAGUUCAGGCUGAAGCGGAGGUUCCAUUUGAUGUUGCUAAGGAAUAUACUUCCAUCUUACAAAGGGGUCCAAUGGUCAUCUUUAGUAAGACAUUUUGUCCAUACAGUAAAGCCUUGAAAGAAUUGUUAUCGACAAACUUCCAAAUUAAUCCUCAACCUAUUGUUAUUGAAUUAGAUAAACAUGAGCAUGGUGAGGAAUUACAAGCAUAUAUCAAAGAACAAACUGGUAGAGGAACUGUACCAAAUUUAAUAAUUAAUGGGAACUCAAAAGGUGGUAGUGAUGAUAUGAAGAAAUUAUUUGAUGAGAACGUGUUAUUGGAUUCAUUGAAUGAAUGGAGUAAUGGUGCCUAUGAAGUUCAAGCAACUGAAACCGCAUCUAACAAGGAUGCCACUUCUGUUUAA